ACCGCCACACCCUCAACAGACUAUAUCACACGAUGAUCCCCAAGGUGGCCCUGGUUAUGGUGGUGGUGGUGGGCAUGUCUCUCGCCGCCCCUGAAGACCGCUACGGUGCCCCUGGACCACAACCGGCUUACAACCAGGUUGUAAUUCCCUACAACUUCGAGUAUGGCGUCAAGGACGAAUAUGCCGGCACUGACUUCAGCCAAGCCGAGGAAUCUGAUGGGAAAACUGUCACAGGUUCCUAUACUGUUCAACUUCCCGACGGCCGCAAACAGACGGUAACCUACGUUGCUGACGACUACGGUGGCUACCGGGCUGAGGUCAGUUAUUACGGUGAAGCCCAGUACCCCUACGAAUACGGUCCCCCCAUCACCUUCAAGCCCCAGUACCAGCCCUCUUACCAACCCCAGCCCUCAUACCAGCCAGAACCUGUCUAUCAAUAACACAGUUAUCAAUAUAGUCUUGAUAUCAAAUCAUAUAUACCAUCAUCUUCGACUUCAUGGCAAAUUUAUAUUUAAUAUUAAAUAAAAUCCUAUACCAUUAA
This is a messenger RNA of Procambarus clarkii (red swamp crayfish), 541 nucleotides long. Its product is annotated as cuticle protein 19-like. Gene Ontology annotation, cellular component: extracellular matrix. Lineage: Eukaryota; Metazoa; Arthropoda; Malacostraca; Decapoda; Cambaridae. The record is from RefSeq and is a predicted model, not a curated record.